CAUUACCACCUGAUUUGCACUGAUUCACCCGGAGCCUCAAAGCAACAUCUCAAUAUCUCCAACUAAAAAUUCCACAGAAAGAUAUAUCUUGGAAUUGGCAAUUUAAAUAUCUUUUCAGCACUACAUUUUCAUGUUGUACCAGCAACUUAAAAGCUAAACCUCUCAUUCUACACUGGGCAUGACAGAAACAGCUGGUGUAUGAAGGGUAUGUGUAAUGUUCAUGAAGUAUUAAUCGAUUAUUUACUGAAUGCCAGUGGAAGGAGAACAGUGUUAAUGCUUCAGAUCCAGUUUUGUUUGGAGAACUGCUAUUGAUAGGAGAGGGUGGUUUCAAUUUGUUGACAUCUGGAUUAGGAGUUUGACAUGAAACAUGAAUUCAGCAUCUCCUUCCACAGUUGUUGCCUAACUUGUGUGUUUCCAGCAUUUUGUUUUUAUUUCAGAAAUUAUAUCAGCUGUGCUCCAUUGCAAUUAAAACUACACAGUACUGAAGUCUCAUGGAGGGUAACAUUUAGUUAGUAUUUCACUGAACAGGAUUUAUAGACAUAUUUUCCUAUCUUGCAUCUAUAACUGUUUCCCGUCUUAUAAUAAGGUAAAAAUAAUAGUUUGGAUUUGUGGGAAAAUUUCUGUAAUAAAGAAUAGACUGUCUGGCAUCCCGUAUUUUAGAGGUACAAAACAUUAACAGCAAUAUCUAGCAUUGAUAUCAGUGACCUGAAAAACAAAACGUUACCGUUUUAGUUAUGCCCCAGCUGAUACAACGGAAAUAGUUACACUCGCACAUAAUUAAUGGUAGCUUGAACAAGGCACUCUAACAUUUGUUAUUUUUAACCUCGAUCAGGACGUUGACAGAUGGUCAGCAGUACUUCCUCUUACGCAACACACAUAAAAUGCUGGAGGAUCUCAGCAAUUAGGCAGCAUCUAUAGAAAGGAGUAAACAGUCGACGUCACGAACACCAGAAAAUCUGCAGAUGCUGGCGAUCCAAAGCACCACACACACACAAUGCUAGAGGAACUCAGCAGGUCAGGCAGCAUCUAUGGAAAAGAGUACAGUCAACUUUUCGGGCCGAAGGGAAACGUCAACUAUUUAGUCUUUUCCAUGGAUGCUGCCUGGUAUGUUGAGUCCCUCCAGCAUUUUGUGUUUGUUGCAAAUAGUCGACGUCCUUAGCACUUCCUCCUAAGGAUAUUCUUAAAAUUGUUUUAUUUAAUAUCAUUAGGAGAGGUUCUCUGCAAGUUGACAACAUCGGGUGGGCACUGCAAUACUUUUUAAAAAACUUUUUUCUUGAGUUUUAAUUUGCAUAAUUUUGGUUUAAUAUCAUUGUUGAUGGACUGAAGCAAUCUGGAAAACAAUUCAUUUGGGAAAUAAUAGCUGUCAUAUAUCUCUACUUUUAGAGAAAAAAAUCAGCACAGGCUAUUCUAUGAACGCAAAGUACGUAUCGGAAAUUAAAGAUACGGGAGCUGAAUGGUACUACUCGGUCGACGUACUUUGUACCGACCAUAGCAAAGCUGUCAAGUUACUCAAUUCAUUUAGAUCUGCCUCUUUGUAUUAUAUAUCAAAACCAGUUUUGGAGGCUGGACCUUUGAAGACCGUCUAUCACAGAAACUCUCUUCUACUUCGCAUAGUUGCACCCGGGAGGCCGCACACACCGCCCCUCUCGGUGUCGCAGGUGCUCGGUUCGACCCCGCCUUCAGCCCGCUCUACGUAGCAGGUUGCUGUUCCAAUACGCGUUUAUCGUUUCGUUCCAGAUCCGUCUUGGCCGCCGGUCGUUUCUCACAACCUUUAAAAAAUAAAUCCCCUCAACUUCCGCCUCGCCCAAGAAAACUUUCUUUCAGGACAUAUUCGGGGGUAUCUGUGGAUCGAUAGUUACCGAAGGAAACUUCCCUUGCGCUCAGCCGGGCCGCGACCCGCGAGUGAGGUCCGAGCCGCCGCCGCCGCCGCCGGACUCUUGCCGCAGUGCGGGACGGAGCAGAGGGCGCCGAUGGUGGGCCUGGGCAGCGGGCGACGCAGCGCGCGCCCCACGCCGCUCCUGUUCCUGCUGGUGGCGCUGGGCGCGUGCCUGGCCUUCCUCGCGCUCAGCUACUGGGUGUCGAGCUCGCGCGGCGCCGAGCUGCAGUCGCGGUUCGCCGCCCUGGACGCCGCCGUCCGGCGCGCCACCGCGGAUCUCACCGCCGUCCAGCUGCGGAAGCAGCAGCUGCUAAUGCAGCUGCGGACCCAGGCGGAGAACCAUCAGGAGGAGGUCGAGCAGCUGGGGCAGCAACGCCGGGCGCUGCUUCAGUCCGCGGCCAGAGCCUGUAACGUGGAGAAGGAUGCUUUGAAUGAGAACAUUACAAGUAGCGCAAGGAUUAUACAUACACUGCAAGAACAAUUUCAACAAUUGCAAACCGGAUAUAGCCAAUUAAAUCAGAAGCUGCAGGAGCUGCAGAAAAAGUUAAACUAUGACAUUACUCAGUGCAGUAAUCAAAUAAAAGAUCAAAAAGAGAUGUAUGAAGAACAGAUUAUGGUGCUAAACAAGAAACUUGUUGAUGCCACAAAGUCCCAGGUUGGAAAAAGAAACACUGAAGCAACUGACCAAAACAAAUUGAAGGAGCCCAAGCCAACAGAAAAUCAAAAGGUUGGAAAACCAUCAAAUGCAUCCCAGUCUCCAAAUGAAAAUAAUGAUCACACAAACCAUUUGGAAAGUAACACUAAUGAACUUGCUGUCUCUACCAAGAAUGUAUCGGAACAUGAAAGUAACAAGCUGCCCUAUACAAGUGACGUUAAAGAAGUAACUGGAACUAUUGCUGACAAUGAAAUAAAAAGCAACGUGGAUCCAGGUGGUGAAAAUGAUCAAGGUCACUUGAACUCAACGAGAGAGAGAAAUACAGAUAAGAUUGAUAAUGUGAGUAAUGUCGAAGACAAUAAAAAAAGCCAGUCAACGAUUAUGAUUGGCACGCAAGGAAAAUACCUCAUCUUGGAGAGUGGCAAAUUCCUCCAGAAUGUGACCUAGCUUAUCUCUCUGCCGAGCUCUGUUGUGUCCAUGAAUCUGGAUCAAACUACAAAAUGGCUGCAAGCAAAAAGAAAAACAAACAAUAAAUUGAUGGAAUGCUUCAGAGCAGACACUAUAAUACUUUUGGCAUCACAUGGAUCCACUACCUUUAGAAUCUGAGCAUUUCAAAUCAGGGUAAAUGGCAGAGGCCUUCUUUCUCAAGCCACAUUUUAUACUAAAGACAGCAAGUUAGAAUUGUUCUGUUAAAAGUUUAUACUUCCUAUUUUAAUUAAUUUUUUUCCACAAUAAAACCUCCUCCAUUGAAGAGAUGGAAAGAACAAAUAGAACUCUACUGACCUGUCCACAUAAUCUCUGCACAAAGCAUCUGUGCAUAACAGAUCUCAAAGAGUUUGUGUAAGGGGCAAUUUCUCACCUUUGUCUAGCUCAUUGUAGCCAAUGUAGACUGAAAAUCACAAGCAAGAACUAAAAAUUGACAGCCUUGUGCUACAAUCUCAAUGCAGCCCGCCAUGAUAUUUGUUAUUUCCAACAAGCACAUGACUAAUUUCUAAUAAAACCAUUAUGGAUAGAUUUGUAUACAUCUAGGUAGAAAAAUAGCCUUAAUGAAAUAAUGGAAUAUUCCUGUUCAUAAAAAUAAUAUGGGAUGUACUUCCAUUUUGAAUGUCUGUGUUCACAGAUGCCAUAACCUAAAAAAGAAUAACUAAAGUUUGUUUUUUCUUUCCACUGCACACUAAAAAAUGGGGGAGAUUGACUUAAUUGUUCAUAAAAAUUGGCAAUGUUCUUAAUAACACAAAUUUCCCAAUUGUCAUAAAAUGAAAAUCGAUAUUGUUUGCUGUACCCGUUAAAUUAUUUCACUGAAUGCUGAUGCCUCAUGUUUUAAAGGAUACAUACAUUCAAUUGAUGAAUGCUGAGCAAAUAGCAAGGUGAUCUCAACUUGAAGUAUAGAAACAUAGAAACAUAGAAAAUAGGUGCAGGAGUAGGCCAUUCGGCCCUUCGAGCCUGCACCGCCAUUUAUUAUGAUCAUGGCUGAUCAUCCAACUCAGAACCCCGCCCCAGCCUUCCCUCCAUACCCCCGACCCCCGUAGCCACAAGGGCCAUAUCUAACUCCCUCUUAAACAUAGCCAAUGAACUGGCCUCAACUGUUUCCUGUGGCAGAGAAUUCCACAGAUUCACCACUCUCUGUGUGAAGAAGUUUUUCCUAAUCUCGGUCCUAAAAGGCUUCCCCUCUAUCCUCAAACUGUGGCCCCUCGUUCUAGACUUCCCCAACAUCGGGAACAAUCUUCCUGCAUCUAGCCUGUCCAAUCCCUUUAGGAUUUUAUACGUUUCAAUCAGAUCCCCCCUCAAUCUUCUAAAUUCCAACGAGUACAAGCCCAGUUCAUCCAGUCUUUCUUCAUAUGAAAGUCCUGCCAUCCCAGGAAUCAAUCUGGUGAACCUUCUUUGUACUCCCUCUAUAGCAAGGAUGUCUUUCCUCAGAUUAGGGGACCAAAACUGCACACAAUACUCCAGGUGUGGUCUCACCAAGGCCUUGUACAACUGCAGUAGUACCCCCCUGCUCCUGUACUCGAAUCCUCUCGCUAUAAAUGCCAGCAUACCAUUCGCCUAUAGGAUGGGAAACUUUUCACUUUCCUAGGCUGAAGAAAGUGCUCAGAUGUUGCUUUUUCACACCUAUAUAUACAGUUGCCUACUGGAUAACCAAAUACGAAAUUUAGAUUUAGAAUGGGACCACCCACAUUUCCCUUGAAUCUCACACACAUAAAUCUUUCUGUACACAAUAAAAUGGUUCAUUGACAUUCACUGUCCAGUCCUGUCUUGCAGAUGAAUGAAGCUGCUUGGGUAAAGGCAAAAGGCCGUCAAUAUUUAAGAAAAAAAUGGAAGGGAAAAGCAGCAGCAACAGAACAAAGAGUUCUUACUGUGAAAAAUAUGAAUUUAAAAAUAAUCUGCAAAAAAAAAAUCUGCUAUUUCAAGUAAAUAUAUUCUUAAGCAUUCAAAGU
Messenger RNA from Mobula hypostoma (lesser devil ray), 4966 nucleotides. Its product is annotated as Golgi membrane protein 1-like. Gene Ontology annotation, cellular component: Golgi apparatus. Bases 1971 to 2978 code for a protein of 335 amino acids. NCBI's taxonomy places the organism in Eukaryota, Metazoa, Chordata, Chondrichthyes, Myliobatiformes, Myliobatidae. The transcript is spliced from 8 exons. The record is from RefSeq and is a predicted model, not a curated record.